AUGCCGCCGGGGAAGGAUCUGAGCAUGAACAACCUCACAGAGCUGCAACCUGGCCUCUUUCACCACCUGCGUUUCCUGGAAGAGCUGCGCCUCUCUGGGAACCAUCUCUCACACAUCCCUGGACAGGCAUUCUCCGGGCUCUACAGCCUGAAAGUCUUAAUGCUGCAGAACAACCAGCUGGGCGGGAUCCCCGCAGAGGCGCUGUGGGAGCUGCGCAGCCUGCAGUCUCUGCGCCUAGAUGCCAACCUCAUCUCCCUGGUUCCAGAGAGGAGCUUUGAGGGGCUGUCCUCCCUGCGCCACCUGUGGCUGGAUGACAAUGCACUCACCGAGAUCCCCAUCAGGGCCCUCAACAACCUCCCUGCCCUGCAGGCCAUGACCCUGGCCCUCAACCACAUCAGCCACAUCCCGGACUACGCCUUCCAGAAUCUCACCAGCCUUGUGGUGCUGCAUCUUCAUAACAACCACAUCCAGCACCUGGGGACGCACAGCUUCGAAGGGCUGCACAACCUGGAGACGCUGGACCUGAACUAUAACGAGCUGCAGGACUUCCCCGUAGCCAUCCGCACCCUGGGCAGGCUGCAGGAACUGGGUUUCCACAACAACAACAUUAAGGCUAUCCCAGAAAAGGCCUUCAUGGGGAACCCUCUGCUGCAGACCAUCCACUUUUAUGACAACCCAAUCCAGUUUGUGGGAAGGUCGGCGUUCCAAUACCUGCCUAAGCUACACACGCUAUCCCUGAACGGAGCUACGGAUCUCCAGGAGUUCCCAGAUCUCAAAGGCACCACCAGCCUGGAGAUCCUGACCCUGACCCGUGCAGGCAUCCGGCUGCUCCCACCAGGGAUGUGCCAACAGCUGCCCAGGCUCCGAGUCCUGGAGCUGUCUCAUAAUCAAAUUGAGGAGCUGCCCAGCCUGCAUCGGUGUCAGAGGUUGGAGGAAAUUGGCCUCCAACACAACCGCAUCUGGGAGAUCAGAGCCGACACCUUCAGCCAGCUGAGCUCACUGCGUGCCCUGGACCUGAGCUGGAAUGCCAUUCGGUCCAUCCACCCUGAGGCCUUCGCCACUCUGCCCUCCCUGGUCAAGCUGGACCUGACAGACAACCAGCUGACCAGCUUGCCCCUGGCCGGACUUGGGGGCCUGAUGCACCUGAAGCUCAAAGGGAACCUGGCCCUCUCUCAACCCUUCUCCAAGGACAGUUUCCACAAACUGAGGGUCCUGGAGGUGCCCUAUGCCUACCAGUGCUGUGCCUACGGGGUCUGCACCAACUUCUUCAAGGCCUCUGGGCAGUGGGAGGCCAAGGACUUUCACCUGGAAGAGGAGGAGGCACCAAAGAGACCCUUGGGCCUCCUUGCUGGACAAGCAGAGAACCACUAUGACCUGGACCUCGAUGAGCUCCAGCUAGAGAUGGAGGACUCCAAGCUGCAUCCCAGUGUCCAGUGCAGUCCUAUUCCGGGCCCCUUCAAGCCCUGUGAGCACCUCUUUGAGAGCUGGGCUCUCCGCCUGGCCGUGUGGGCCAUCGUACUGCUCUCCAUCCUCUGCAACGGGCUGGUGCUGCUGACGGUGUUUGCCGGGGGGCCAGGCCCCCUGCCCCCCGUCAAGUUUGUGGUAGGUGCGAUUGCAGGUGCCAACACCUUGACGGGCAUUUCCUGUGGCCUCCUGGCCUCCGUCGAUGCCCUGACCUUUGGCCAGUUCGCCGAGUUCGGAGCCCGCUGGGAGACGGGGCUGGGCUGCCGGGCCACGGGCUUCCUGGCGGUGCUUGGGUCCGAGGCGUCGGUGCUGCUGCUGACGCUGGCCGCCGUGCAGUGCAGCGUGUCCGUCUCCUGCGUCCGGGCCUAUGGGAAGGCCCCGUCCCUGGGCAGCGUCCGCGCAGGGGCCCUGGGCUGCCUGACGCUGGCGGGGCUGGCGGCAGCCCUGCCCCUCGCCUCCGUGGGCGAAUACCGGGCCUCCCCGCUCUGCCUGCCCUACGCCCCGCCCGAGGGCCAGCCGGCGGCCCUGGGCUUCGCCGUGGCCUUGGUGAUGAUGAACUGCUUCUGCUUCCUGGUGGUGGCCGGCGCCUACAUCAAGCUCUACUGCGACCUGCCCCGGGGAGACUUCGAGGCCGUGUGGGACUGCGCCAUGGUCAGGCACGUCGCCUGGCUCAUCUUUGCCGACGGGCUCCUCUACUGCCCCGUGGCCUUCCUGAGCUUCGCCUCCAUGCUGGGCCUCUUCCCCGUCACCCCGGAGGCCGUCAAGUCCGUCCUGCUGGUGGUGCUGCCCCUGCCCGCCUGCCUCAACCCGCUGCUCUACCUGCUUUUCAACCCCCACUGCCGCGAGGACCUGCGGAGGCUGCGGCCCCGCGCGCGCACCCCGGGGCCCCUGGCCUACGCGGCGGCCAGCAGCGAGCUGGAGAAGAGCUCCUGCGAUUCCACCCAGGCCCUGGUGGCCUUCUCGGAUGUGGAUCUCAUUCUGGAAGCUUCUGAGGCUGGGCGGCCCCCUGGGCUGGAGACCUAUGGCUUCCCCGCCGUGACCCUCCUCUCCUGCCAGCAGCCCACAGGCUCCAGGCUGGAGGGAAGCCGUUUUGCGGGGGCAGAGGGCACCCCCUUGGGGAACUCCCAGGCCGCUGCGGAUGGAGAACUGCUGCUGCGGGCCGAGGGGGCCACGUCCGUGGGCAAGGGCUUGUCAGUGGGCGGGGGCUUCCGGCCCUCAGGCUCCGCCUUUGCCUCACACGUAUAA
Echinops telfairi (small Madagascar hedgehog) is the source of this 2709-nucleotide messenger RNA. RefSeq names its product leucine rich repeat containing G protein-coupled receptor 6 (gene LGR6). NCBI's taxonomy places the organism in Eukaryota, Metazoa, Chordata, Mammalia, Afrosoricida, Tenrecidae. Bases 1 to 2709 code for a protein of 902 amino acids. Gene Ontology annotation, molecular function: protein binding; protein-hormone receptor activity. Gene Ontology annotation, biological process: G protein-coupled receptor signaling pathway. Gene Ontology annotation, cellular component: membrane. The record is from RefSeq and is a predicted model, not a curated record. The transcript has 18 exons.